Anopheles aquasalis is the source of this 6928-nucleotide messenger RNA. Its product is annotated as fatty acid synthase. Gene Ontology annotation, molecular function: 3-oxoacyl-[acyl-carrier-protein] synthase activity; fatty acid synthase activity; phosphopantetheine binding. Gene Ontology annotation, biological process: fatty acid biosynthetic process. NCBI's taxonomy places the organism in Eukaryota, Metazoa, Arthropoda, Insecta, Diptera, Culicidae. The record is from RefSeq and is a predicted model, not a curated record.
GUUAAUUCGUGCAUUUCACUUCCCUCGAAACGCUUUUCCGAAGCGAAAUGCAGUCUAUCAAAACUUGCUCCAUCCCGACCACUCCGAUCGAUUCGGACGAAUCGAUCGUGAUAGCCGGAAUCGCUGGCAAGUAUCCGCGUUCCGAUAGCGUCCAUCACUUUGCGGAAAAUCUCUUCAACAAGGUGGAUUUGGUGGACGAUAAGGAAGAUCGCUGGAGACACCUGUACGCCGGCAUACCGAAGCGGUUGGGAAAGCUGAACAACCUCGGUAAGUUUGAUGCCGAGUUCUUCGACAGUGGUUUCCAGGAGUCACACUCCAUGGAUCCACAGCAGCGCUUGCUACUGGAGCAUUGCUUUGAAGCGGUGCUGGACGCUGGUCUUCAUCCGGACGAUAUCAGGGGCUCACGGACCGGUGUGUUCGUCGGCGUGUCCAUAGCCGAGACAGAGAUUUACUGGACGUAUAAGAAAACGAAAAGCCCUUACAAAAAGGCUGUCCUCGGCUCUGCUCGCAGCAUGUACGCAGCGAAAAUUGCGCACAUACUGGACCUGAAAGGGCCCACAAUGGCGGUCGAUACGGCGUGCAGUAGCUCGCUGUAUGCUUUGGAUUGGGCGUGCAAGGCCAUACGGAAUGGGCAGUGCGAUUCUGCCAUCGUUGCCGGUACCAAUCUCACGCUGCAUCCGUACAUUACGCUACAGUUUGCUCUGCUCGGAGUCCUAGCAGCGGAUGGGUAUUGUAGACCGUUCGAUAAAUGUGCAUCCGGUUAUUCGCGCUCCGAAGCGAACGCCGUCAUUUUGUUGCAGAAGGCCAAGGAUGCUAAGCGUAUCUACGCGCACGUCGUCAACACCAAAACGAACUGUGAUGGUUACAAGCUCGAAGGAAUUACCUUCCCUUCCAACAAAGUCCAAAAGCAGCUGUUGGAUGAGUUGUACGCUGAGGUGCCGUACGAUCCCAAGGAUAUCUGCUACGUUGAGGCGCACAGCACUGGAACCGUGGUGGGGGAUCCGGAAGAGUGUGAUGCUAUCGAGAAAGUGUUUUGUCCGGAUCGUACCGAACCGCUGUUGGUGGGAUCGGUCAAAUCGAACAUCGGACACUCGGAGGCAGCCGCAGGGAUCUGCUCGCUGACAAAGUGCAUCAUUGCCAUGCAAACGAAUGUUAUUCCACCGAACAUUAACUACACCGAACCUCGGACGGAUGUUCCAUCGCUACUCAACGGGAAGCUGAAGGUGGUCGAUAAACCAACACCACUCACUGGGCCACUGGUAGCGGUCAAUUCUUUUGGAUUCGGCGGUGCCAACGCACAUGCUCUGCUGCACAAUAACGUCAAGCAGAAGCUCAACGAUGGUUCUACCGAUGGCCUACCUCGGCUGAUUUUGUGGAGUGGCCGAACGGUGGAGGCUGUCAAUCUGUUUAUUCAGGACCUCGUGGGGCAACGGUUCGACGCCGAGUACUACGCCCUGACGUACAACAUCCAGAGGAAACCGAUUGCUAAAAUGCACUCCAGAGGUUUUGCCAUUUUGAAUGGAAACUCCGAUGGCAUCGCGCAACUUCUACUCCGUGGACCGACCGUCAGUGUUCCCAAGAAAUAUGUUAAACCACCGCUAACGUUGGUUCUUGGUGAACUGGCUCAAAAUUGGCAAAUCUAUGCAGAAUCUUUCGUAGCUUUUCCCAAAUUCGCAGACGUUGUAACGGAGUGCCUGCAUGCCAUUCAGGAAUGCGGGUUCGAUGCGUUUGAUGAAACCAAGCGGAGCAACGAUCCCAUUCAGCAAAUACUCUGGACGUUCAUCAUUCAAAUUGGAGUGUGCCGUAUGCUGCAGCAAAUGGAUUUGACCUUUGAUCGGUACGCCGGUUACUCGGUUGGUCAGAUUUCAUGUGCCUAUCUCACGGGUGCCCUCCCACUGCACGAUGCCCUGCGAGUGGCCUACGCUCAAGGGUACAUCAUUCGAGCGCAUCAAACCGAUGAAACCAUCAACUACGAUCAAGUUGCAACGAACAAAGUGCUAAACAGCAAGUUGAUGAAAGUGCUUAAACCGUUGCGCGUGAAGGCACCAUCACCCAACUGGAUCAAUCCGUGCCAGUUGCAAUCCUUCGAGAUGUUCGGUAGCAGCGUUCGGACAAACUUAAAUGAAAUGCUUGUUAAUCAACCAGCCACUCUGGAACCGCUGAAGGACACUUACACCUCACGUAAGGAUGUCAUAGAAGGAUUCCUCUCCACACUUGGCGACGUUUUCCUGAAAGGUCAUCAUCUCAACCUUCUUAACCUGUACCCGGCAGUGCAGUUUCCGGUAUCUCACGGAACGGCUCUCAUCUCCCCACGUAUACGCUGGGACCACGGAGAUGAUUGGCAUGUGCCCAAUUUCCGUAUGACACGUAUGGUAGACCAAGUGUCUUCCGAGUACACCGUUUCAUUGGUAGAACAGGACUUCAUUGCUGGGCACUGCAUCGACGGUAGAGUGCUCAUUCCGGCCACUGGUUAUCUCUUUUACGUCUGGGAUUCAUUCUCCGGCACGAUGGGAAUUAUUCCAGAGGAGAUGCCGGUUGAGUUUACCGAUAUCGAGUUUCUGCGCGCCACGACACUGACUGGAGAUCAGCAAGUAACCCUGGAUGUGGAUUUAAACCAUGCAACGGGUAAUUUUGAAGUACGUGAAGGUUCUGCGCUGGUAGUCAAGGGGCGCAUUCAAGCCCUCACGAAUUAUACUCCCCGGCAAAACAUACCAGAACGCAAAACAGAUAAAGUCGUGCUGGCGAUGAAAGAUUUCUACAAGGAGCUUCGCCUUCGGGGCUAUCACUAUGGUGGCUUUUUCAAAUCCGUCAUCGAGGCCGCAUCAGACGGUUCGUACGCGAAGGUGGAAUGGAAGUACAACUGGACGGCAUUACUGGAUUGCAUACUGCAAGUUUCGAUUAUUGCGGCGGACUCACGAUCCCUCGUCAUACCGACACGCAUCGAUUCCAUUAAGAUCGAUCCCAUUCAACACAAGGCAGCGGAUCAGAGCAAAGAAUCGGAGGUACCAACUUACAACGUGAGCUUUGACCGAGAUCUCAACCUGAUCCAAUGUGGGGCCAUCGAGAUCCGAGGCCUUAAUGCAAGCACCAUUGCACGUCGGCUGCCUCCGGGGCUACCGGUCCUGGAGAGCUACAAGUUCCUACCGUACCACCCACAAGAGACGCUUGAACUUGCUGAUGCCGCUUCCGUCAUCGUCCAAACCAUACUUGAGAAUCAGGGAACGUUGCUCUUCACUGUUUCGGAGGUCCAUUCCGUGUCCCGUGCUCCAAUCAUCACUCAAUUCGGAACAGCGAUUGGAGAUCUACCACUCGUAAAGGCCCAUUUGACGCUUCUCUCCAACUCCAAGCCCGAACCAAUCCCAAAUGUUACCAUCUCUGAAGAUAAGCUCAUGAAACAACGAAACGUUCUGCUGCUGAUCUGUGAAAACCUUUUCGCCGACGAUGAGUUCAUCUCUGAUGCUAUCAACUGCUUGUCGGACCAGGGUUUCAUACUUCUGCGCGAAUCACUCGGCUACACCAUCAAAGAGGGACAUCGACGACUCCAACUGGUCAGCACAAUCAAUCUGGAAGACGAAACGUUUUUCCUACUGCAACAGAAAAAGUCUGCCAUGAAUGCUUCCGUCGAUGCGCAUGCCAUCAAGGUUUCGAUGGAAGACACAACUAUUCCAUGGUUGCUGGAACUCAAGCAAGAGGUAAAGUCGAAGCCAGUCAUUCUGUACGCUCAGAACGAUGCGUCUUCUGGAAUCAUUGGGCUCGUAAACUGCCUUCGCAAGGAACCCAACAUUCAAACCGUCACAUGCUUCUUUAUCGACGAUCCCAGCGCCCCUUCAUUUGAUCCUGCCAUUCCAUUCUACAAGGAUCAAAUCGACCUCGGGCUUGCAAUCAACGUGUAUCGCAACGGUCAGUGGGGUAUGUAUCGGCACUUUAAGCUGCUGGAAUCGAUGCGCUAUGAGCCUACGGCUGGUCACUGUUAUGCUGGCAGCCUCAAAUCUGGCGAUCUGUCGUCUUUAUCUUGGAUGCUUGGUCCGAUUUCUGAACGACCACCCACCAGUCCGUUGAUCAGAGUGGCAUACAGUUCGUUAAACUUCAAGGAUGUGAUGAUAGCUACCGGUCGUCUGUCUAUCGAAACAUUUGGCACGUCCCGACUGGAGCAGGAUUACAGUUUGGGUUUCGAGUACUCAGGAGUAACUCCAGCGGGAAAGCGAGUCAUGGGCAUCUGCGCAUUAGGAAGUUUGUCCACACUGGUCGAGGCAGAUCCGCUGUUUACGCUUGAUGUGCCUGAUGAAAUUACCUUAGAGCAGGCCGCAAGCAUUCCUACUGUCUACGCGACGGUAUACUCGGCAUUCUUUAUCUGCUCGCACAUCCGGAAAGGUAAUUCCAUUCUGAUUCACGCUGGAACGGGUGGCAUUGGGAUUGCCGCUAUUCGGGUGUGCCUAGCCUAUGGUCUAGAGGUCUUUACCACCGUCAGCACCAAGGAAAAACGGGAGUUUCUACUCAGCUAUUUCCCCGACCUGAAGGCCGAAAACAUUGGAAACUCUCGAGACACUACCUUCGAAAAUCUCAUCAAACUUCGCACCAACGGCCGCGGAGUAGAUUUCGUGCUAAACUCUCUAUCAGAAGAGAAGCUUCAAGCGUCUGUCCGGUGUCUAGCCCGGGGGGGACACUUCCUGGAAAUCGGUAAAUACGACAUGAUGAAGGACUCCAAGCUAGCAAUGGCACUCUUCCAAAAAGGAAUCUCUUUCACCGCCGUACUGGUAGACCUCAUGUUCAAGGAGAAACGAGAGCUCAUGGCAAACCUUAGAAAGCUCAUUAUGAACGAUAUUGGCCGCGGUAUAGUGCUUCCUCUUCCGACUACCGCGUUUCAGGCUCAUGAAAUCGAACAAGCCUUCCGCUACCUGGCUACAGCCAAACAUAUCGGCAAAGUGGUUAUCAAAAUACGUGACAACGAAAAUGAUCUCACUUCGGUACCGAUUACCUACAGUCCCCGAGUAUAUUGCCAUCCGGAACAGAGUUUCGUUAUUGCCGGUGGGCUGGGUGGAUUUGGACUCGAGUUGGCCGAUUGGCUAAUCAUUCGAGGAUGUCGUAAGCUGUUGCUUAGCUCUAGCAGAGGAAUCUCUAAGCCCUAUCAGCAGUAUCGCAUCAGACUGUGGGAAAGCUACGGUGUUCAGGUUCGCAUAUCCACCGAAGACAUCUCAACCUUACAAGGAUGCCGGCGACUCAUACAGCAAGCCAACGACAUGGGACCAGUGGCAGGAAUCUACAAUUUGGCGGUCCAGCUCCGUGAUGCAAUUGUGGAGAACCAAUCGGUUGACAAAUUUGUGGAAUGUCUCGCACCGAAGGCCGAUGCUACGAACCAUUUGGAUGUAAUCAGUCGUGAGUUGUGUCCUAUGUUGAAGCACUUUGUAGUUUUCUCCAGCGUCUCUUGCGGACGCGGUAAUGCUGGCCAGUCCAACUACGGGAUGGCUAAUUCUAUAAUGGAACGCAUCAUCGAGCGCCGCGUUGCGGACGGACUCCCCGGUAAAGCUAUCCAAUGGGGUGCCAUUGGUGAGGUUGGCAUCGUUGCCGACAUGCAGGAGGAUAGAAUUGAUAUGGAGAUCGGUGGCACGCUGCAGCAGAGACUCUCUUCCUGCAUACAGGUGCUUGAUCAGCUGCUGACUUCGAACGAACCCAUCGUUGCCAGUAUGGUGGUUGCCGAGAAGCGCAGCUCUAGCGGCGGUGCCAAGAACAUCAUCGAAGCGGUUAUGAACAUCAUGAACAUUCGUGACAUGAAGUCGGUUUCCGUUGAAAGUACCCUUGCUGAUAUCGGUAUGGAUUCGCUCAUGGCCGUCGAGAUCAGACAGGUGUUGGAGCGUGAUUUUGACAUCAUUCUUACGCCACAAGACCUUCGUACGCUCACCUUCUCCAAGCUGCAAAAGCUGGCCGAUGCUAAGGCGGAAAACGAAGCCCAAGAAUCGGUUGUCAAGCAGCUGGAGCUGGAGGAUUUACUGGCCAGCUUCGGUGAUGAAGCUGCCAGCCAUCAAACGAUUCUGCGUCUACCAUCCAAAUCGAACGAUGACGAUUACGAUCUGGCUGUUCUGAUCAUUCCCGGCAUCGAGAGUGUCUGCAGCCCAGUGUGGAUGAAAAUUGCAUCCCAAAUCAACGCCCCUACCUUCAUGCUGCAAACCUUUGCUAAGGGCAGCGAUGAGCAAACCAUUCCUGGCAUCGUGGAUUCCGUAUUUGACGAAAUGUUCCAGACAGUGUUUGCCAAAGCGCAACAGUUUCUGGUCAUCGGAUACUCGUUCGGUUCGCUAUUGGCUCUCGAGAUCGUGAAACGACUUGAGGGUCGAUCUCUGCGUGGUAAGCUGAUGAUGAUCGAUGGUUCCCCGGUGUACUUGCAGCGCUUUGCCGGCACCCAUUUGGUCGGUGCAGACGAUGAACAUCUGCAAAUGGCCAUCCUAACGCUUGUGCUUUCAUUUGCGCUGCCCAGGGACUCCUCCGAUGCAGUCAAGCUUAUUAUGGCAGAAACAACUUAUGAUAAUCGGGUUAGUAAAAUGUUGGAGCUGGGUCGCAAUGAAAACUCCUUCUCAGAUGAUUACAUUCGCAAGAUGAUGCGCGCUCUGUUCUAUCGGCUCAAGGCAGCUAUGAACAUGAGCGGCGAGGCAAAGGAAAAACUGCAAUCGCAAAUGGUGCUGGUACGUUCCACUGUCAUUAAUGAUAUUGAGGAAGACUACGGUUUGAGUGAUUUCACUCAGUCUUCUCUCAUAGUAAAAGUUAUUGAUGGAACCCAUCAAACUAUGCUCUCAAACGCGGAACUUAUAGAAAUCAUCAACAAGGAUACUCUAGAAGUGUUCAAAACGGUUUGAUAAUGUUUGAUGUCACUCUACAUCUAGUUAUUUCAUAGUUAUGCAUUCCUAUUAUGUGAAACAAUAAAUAUGUUUUUUAAUUUAAA